Molecule: messenger RNA, 498 nt
Organism: Phytophthora nicotianae INRA-310
Lineage: Eukaryota; Oomycota; Peronosporomycetes; Peronosporales; Peronosporaceae
Exons: 6
Coding region: 1-498 (165 amino acids)
Source: RefSeq, a predicted model, not a curated record
AUGCCUAAUGCAGCCCCAUGGACACCAGAAGAAGAUGUCUACCUGUGCCACGCAAACACGAACGCGUCCGAAGAUGGCGACACGAGUACCGACCAGUCGUCGGCGUUGUUUUGGGACUGCAUUAGCGACGCAUUCGCGCAGCAAGCAGGUUCAGAAAUACUGAAGUCGACCGAGAACGAGCUUGAAAAUGCAAAUAACUUUGAGGAUGAUAUUAGUGAAGACGAUGCAUUUGACGCUGACGACUUUUCGAGGGCAGGAAUCGCAGAAGAGAUAGCUAGUUAUCUCUUCUACGAUUCCAGGCGCCAGUAUCUGACUCCACAAACGGGAGCUGAAAUCACCGAGUGGAUCACAAAAAACUCCGAACCAAAAUCCAAAAGUAGUCAGGGUCAGACUACAGCAAUUAGACUGAGGAGUUCUCCGCGAAUCCCUACCAACGCGGACCAGAUCGACAGGAGGCGCGGAAUCCACCACAAUCUCAAGCAAAUUGACAUCUCGUAA